AUGGUGAGGAGGGAGCAGGCCCAGCGCGUUGGUGUGCAGCACCACUCGGCUGCGGCUGCGAGGCAGCAGAAGCGCUCGGGGUGGACCGGCGUGCGGUUGCGGCCGUGGGGCCGAUGGGCGGCGGAGAUCCGCGUGCCGUACACCCGCGAGAAGGUCUGGAUUGGCGUGUUCGACACCGACAAGGAGGCGGCGCUCGCCUACGACGCCGCUAUCUUCUGCUUCUACGGCGAGGACCUGCCGAGGAGGCGCAGGUUCAACUUGCCCGCCGUGCCCCACCCGGACAUCGCCGAGGACGUGCGUCACCAGCUCAGCGUCACCGACAUCAAGGACAUCGCCAAGAAGCACGCUCGCGACGCACUGCAGGAGGAGGAGGAAGAGGCGGCGGCGGCUGGUCCUUCUGCCGGCGCUGAUGCAGAUGCGCCUGCUAACACUUACCAAGGGCACAACCCAAACGACAUGGAUGUCGAUCUCAGCCUCUAA
Setaria italica (foxtail millet) is the source of this 480-nucleotide messenger RNA. RefSeq names its product ethylene-responsive transcription factor ERF018. Gene Ontology annotation, biological process: response to stress; positive regulation of DNA-templated transcription. The coding region runs from base 1 to 480 and encodes 159 amino acids. The record is from RefSeq and is a predicted model, not a curated record. Lineage: Eukaryota; Viridiplantae; Streptophyta; Magnoliopsida; Poales; Poaceae. Gene Ontology annotation, molecular function: transcription cis-regulatory region binding; DNA-binding transcription factor activity. The transcript has a single exon. Gene Ontology annotation, cellular component: nucleus.